Messenger RNA from Effrenium voratum, 317 nucleotides. The record is from the annotation of a GenBank genome assembly. Lineage: Eukaryota; Dinophyceae; Suessiales; Symbiodiniaceae.
GACCGAAGUGUUUGUCACAUGAGAGCGAUACCUGGGCGGCUGCUUCCCAUUUUAGAGGGCCGGCUGGGAUCGCCUGUAGGCUCCGCCCGCUCCAGCUGCACAGAUGCUAGUCGGCUCGAGGGUCUACGUGCGAGCACAUGCUCCGUGACCUCGUUUGAGUCGGAGGAAACGGCCUACGAGCUGCUGCACAAAGAGCAGGGCUUUGAGGCGUUCAGGUCCUGGUACUUGCAGCAGCUGCAGCACAGCGAGUGCCGCCCAGAUCUGGGCCUCUUCUUCCCACAGGCCUCCGCAUUUCCUGGUACGGUACACGAGUAUGC